AUGCCCUCCUUAGGAUCAUUAAAGCCACGUGCGGCUGACAGCCUCAGACCCACAUUGCUCGAAUACAUGUAUGACCUCGCACAACCCACCUCGACCCCACCCGUCUUCAACGCCCGCAAAACAAAAGAAACCCACAACCUCAAGCCCCACCCAGUGACAGGCCGUCUCAUCGACUCCCACCCCGGCGCCCGCACCCGUCCCAUGCGUGUUCUGAUGCUUGGCAUGUCCCGUACCGGCACCAUGUCCCUCUUCACCGCACUCACCCAACUCGGCUACAAACCCUACCACAUAUCCAAUCUAGACGUCUGGAGGCAGGGACUAAACGUCAAGUUCAACGGGGUCGGAAAACCUUGGGGACGGGAAGAGUUCGAUAAGAUUCUAGGGGAGUAUGACGCUGUCGCUGAUGUGCCGUGUAUAUGUUUCGCGGAGGAGCUGGUGAAAGCGUACCCUGAGGCGAAGGUGGUGCUGAGUAUGAGGGAUGUGGACAGUUGGUUGGGGAGUAUGGCGAGUUCGGCGGCUUUUUUGGGAGCAUGCGAAGAUUGUUAUGCCGGCUUUUUUUUCGAUGACUUUUCGAGCACGAGUCCGGCGAGAGGGGCGUUUGAGAGGCAUUAUGAGCAUGUUAGAGGGCUUGUACCGAAGGAGAGGUUGUUGGAGUUCAGAGUGCAGGAGGGGUGGGGACCGCUUUGUGGUUUUCUUGGGCAUGAAGUACCGCAAGGGGAGUUCCCGAGGAUUAAUGAUAAGAGGGCGUUUGUGUUUGCGCAUGGGGUCAUAUGGUGGAUGGCGUUUGGAAAGAUGGUGGUGAAGACGGGGUGGAUUUGGGGGCCGGUCGUGCUUGGAGGCGUGGGGUGGUGGUCUGGAUGGUUGAGGAAUGACAUGUGA
This is a messenger RNA of Fulvia fulva, 879 nucleotides long. RefSeq lists its product as uncharacterized. The record is from RefSeq and is a predicted model, not a curated record. NCBI's taxonomy places the organism in Eukaryota, Fungi, Ascomycota, Dothideomycetes, Mycosphaerellales, Mycosphaerellaceae. The transcript is spliced from 4 exons. The coding region runs from base 1 to 879 and encodes 292 amino acids.